AUGCCCCGAUGGGGAAGACCACCAGGGGCACAACUGGGGAGACAAACCAGGAGACGGGCGGCUCCUUGGGUAGAUGACGACGCACGAAUCGAGGAGAUAGACAGUGAGGACGAAUAUAUCCUGCGCAAUGAUCGAGCUUUGUACACGAGGCUGUUCGCUGGUAUGGACAUGGAUGGGGGUUCACAGUUGCGGAGACGAAUGGUGGGAUAUAGCGACUAUGGCGAUGAACCGGAAUCUGCUGACGGAAUGGAUUAUGACAUAUACGAUGAUGCAGACAGUACAGUGGCGUAUGCAGUUCAAUUGGCCAUGAAGCAUAAAGAGGAUUGGCUGGUGGACAAAGCACUGGAAAGAAUCCGACGCGCGCAAGUGAUGGGACAGAAGAACGUGCGACUAUCCAAACCCGAGCUGGAAGCUCUUGAACGCAAACGGAUGCACGCAGAUGGGGGAAGUCUCGAACGCAAAAGUCCUGCUUCAAAGGCGAGCGAAAAUGGUCGUUUAAAGGCGGGAGAUGGUUCCCCGACUGGUGGGGUUGCGAGAACAGGAACGCGUCGAAGCGUAUCCAGUGCGGGGCAGGGUAGGCAAAUGGCUCCGUAUAACAUUGCUGAUGGCAGUGAUGGAUAUGAUACGUGGGCCAGAGCUUCAGGUUCUCCAAGUUCGCAGCGUACUCAGUCCUCGCGAUCUCCGCAGUCCAACACAUCUCCGACCCAGUCGCCUCACAAAGCCGACCGUCACUCUACGAUCCCUUAUUUUCGUUCGCAGGCGUCCUCUCCCUUGAAAAGUACCGCAUUUCAACGUCCUCUUCCCGAUGAUCCGCAUUGGGUACCUACUUAUCAAUUACCGUAUCCCAGAGAUCCACCUCCGUAUUCCCUACGCAGUCCCGUGGAUCCCCGAGGUACUUCGAGCCGGCUAGGAGCAGCGCAAUACAUGUCAAAUUACGGAGAACGCCAUCCGGGCAGUGGGCGAGGCUCUUUUGCCUCAUGGCUCACCGCAGCCGGAUCUGCAAACGAGGAUCCCCUUGAUGAACAGGACGACGAGGAUGAUAAAGAGAGUAGCUCCGACGGAAGCAGUGACGAGUUGCAGAUGGUGGAUGUGGUGGAGCGAAAGAUCCCGGCCAGUCCUUCAGCGCGUGUGGCAACCGGCAAAGGAAACCGUCGGCGCCGCCGUCGUCCCUGA
This is a messenger RNA of Aspergillus tanneri, 1173 nucleotides long. RefSeq lists its product as uncharacterized. The record is from RefSeq and is a predicted model, not a curated record. The coding region runs from base 1 to 1173 and encodes 390 amino acids. Lineage: Eukaryota; Fungi; Ascomycota; Eurotiomycetes; Eurotiales; Aspergillaceae. The transcript has a single exon.